Molecule: messenger RNA, 1365 nt
Organism: Erpetoichthys calabaricus (reedfish)
Lineage: Eukaryota; Metazoa; Chordata; Cladistia; Polypteriformes; Polypteridae
Gene: dph5
Product: diphthamide biosynthesis 5
Exons: 8
Coding region: 169-1038 (289 amino acids)
Biological process (GO): protein histidyl modification to diphthamide
Molecular function (GO): diphthine synthase activity
Source: RefSeq, a predicted model, not a curated record
CCCAGGAGGCGCGAACGAAUCGGUUUGCGGCUCGCGUGGGUAACGCGGAGAGAAGGCUGAAGUGUUGAGGGACGAGUGUCAAACGGUUACACUUUUCAAAGUGUGGAGAGCUGAGUGACGAAAAGAAAUUACCAGCAAAAGCGCGGUGCAGAAGGUGAUGCUGUCAUCAUGCUCUACCUCAUCGGGCUGGGCCUCGGAGACGCCAAAGAUAUCACAGUGAAGGGGCUGGAGAUUCUGCGUGCCUGCAGCCGCGUGUACUUGGAAGCGUACACCUCCAUCCUCACGGUGGGGAAGGAGGCGCUGGAGGAGUACUACGGUCGAGAGCUGAUCCUUGCAGAUAGGGAGACGGUGGAGCAGGAGGCAGAUGAGAUUCUGAGAGGAGCAGACCAGACAGAUGUGGCUUUCCUGGUAGUUGGCGAUCCUUUUGGGGCCACCACUCACAGUGACCUGAUGCUUCGAGCAGUGAAAGCUGGCAUCCAGUAUCGGGUGAUUCACAAUGCCUCUAUAAUGAACGCUGUGGGAUGCUGUGGUCUGCAGCUCUAUAAUUUCGGAGAGGCCGUGUCAAUCGUGUUCUGGACUGAGUCUUGGAAACCAGAAAGUUUUUACGACAAAAUCAAGAGGAAUCGACAGAGUGGGAUGCACACUCUUUGCUUGUUGGAUAUCAAAGUUAAGGAGCAGACUCUCGAAAACUUAAUGAAGGGGCGAAAAGUGUAUGAGCCACCCAGGUAUAUGAGUGUUUGCCAAGCUGCUGAGCAGCUUCUUGAAAUCGUACGGCACAAGAGGGAACAGAACGAGGACCUGGCCAUUUCUGAAGAUACAGUCUGUGUGGGGCUAUCAAGAGUGGGCUCUGAAGAUCAGAAGAUAAAGGCUGGAACCUUGCGGCAGUUGGCAUUGGUGGAACUUGGUAAGCCCCUACACUCCCUCAUCAUCACUGGACACCUUCAUCCCAUGGAGCUGGACAUGCUGAGGCUGUUUGCAGUGGAUGAGCAGAGUUUGGCUGCACUCAAAGCGGUGGACAGCUCCACGUUCACAUCCUGAGACACAUUUAUGUGAGGGGCCUGACUGCUGCCUUCUGGGAGGACGCCCCUCCCAAAUCAGCGUUGCCCACCAUUCUACCUGAAAGUGAUCAACUGCACAAUUAGAGCUGCUAUAGGAUGGCCUUCCUCAUUGUGCUCUUUACGUAUUUGCUGGCUUUUCUGCUGCCACCAAACAGCUUGUGGCUUUUUGAAAAAUGUGAACUGCAUCAAGACAAAGGUUGGGUAACUUGAGGCUGUAUGAAUCAUGGCGCCAUUUGUACAUCUCUCUUCAGAUUUAAAGAAAAGAUUAAACUACUUACUGGAAAGUUGUACUAGGGUGUUGUACCGU